Molecule: messenger RNA, 8404 nt
Organism: Lepisosteus oculatus (spotted gar)
Lineage: Eukaryota; Metazoa; Chordata; Actinopteri; Semionotiformes; Lepisosteidae
Source: RefSeq, a predicted model, not a curated record
AUGAUUCCAGACUUAAAACUGCUUGAUCACCAGCCAGGUUGCAAAGGAAUACGUCCUCAUGUCCUCCUCGCCUCUGUGUCUUACAGCUCUGGGAUUUGUACUUGUAAAACGGGAGUGUAUGGCCCCAAGUGUGAUGAGUGCAAGCCUGGAUAUUUUUCAUUCAGCACCACGGGAUGCCGACCUUGCCAGUGCAACAAUCAUUCCAGUGACUGCCACCCCCAGUCCGGCACUUGUGUGAACUGCCAAGACAACACGCAAGGACCCCGCUGUGAAGAAUGCAAGUACAGUUUCUACAGGAGGCCCGGUGCAGCCCUGACAGAGAUCUGUGAGCCUUGUCCCUGCUCCCCUGUCACUUCCACAGGGAGCUGCCAUAUCGAUUCCAGUGGCCAGCCCGUCUGCGACCAGUGCAGGCCAGAGUACCAGGGUCCGAACUGCGAUAAGUGCCGCGAUGGCUACUACAACUCCGACAGCAUCUGCGCGCGCUGCGAGUGCAGCGGGAAUGUGGACCCCCGAUCGUCCCCUCGCGUCUGCGACCCCGACACGGGUCAGUGCCUGAACUGCGCCAACAACACAGCCGGCCGGCACUGUGAGAAGUGUGCAGAGGGCUAUUCGGGGGACGGCCGGGCUGGCAACUGCACCAAGACGGCAGUAAGGAUCCUUCCCACAGCAGUACCGACAACCACCCCUGCUCCUCCUACCAGCACCAUGACCUCCUCUCCCAACACCACCACCCUGCUCACCACUGCCACCACCCAGGCCCUGGCCACCACUCUCAACAACACCACCACGGCCACCGAGGUCUCCUGGACCCAGUUCAACAUCAUCAUCCUGGCGGUCAUCAUCGUGGUGGUGGUGGUCCUCAUGGGCUUCGUCGGAGGGGUCUACAUGUACCGGGAGUACCAGAACCGCAAGCUCAACGCCCCCUUCUGGACCAUCGAGCUCAAGGAGGACAACAUCAGCUUCAGUAGUUACCAUGACAGCAUCCCUAACGCGGAUGUCUCCGGCUUACUGGAGGAUGAGGCCAGUGAGGUGGCACCCAAUGGGCAGCUCUCCCUGAGCGCUCCCAUGGGCAUGUACAAGGCCUAGCUCCGACGACCUCCCAAGGAGCCAUGGGAUGGAUUAGCUGGAAGUUAUCUUGUUAGGAGCAUGUAGUCCUACAUGGGGACAACAGAUACCCCUCCAACAUCCUGAAAGAGGAAUAAUUUAUUGGGAAAGAAAAACAGCAAACUAAAAAAUAAUCAGGUUCCCAUCGCUGGAUUAUCACGACUGGUGAACAAGACAUGCAGGGAAGAUCAGAGCUGCAUGCAGUUAAAACCAAGUUCUUAACAAAGGCGAUCAAAAGAUACUAAUAACUGGAAGGAAGCCUGUGUGAUUUGGUUUUUGAAAUGACGCUGCUGUGAUUGGGAUUCCCAAACUCCUAACCUUACAAGUUCCCACCUCCCCACCCCCCAUCUGUAAACAUCAAGUGGGAAAAGGCACAGAUUUUCUAAAUAAGCUUUGAAUUAUGGGUGUUUGGGUUCCCAGGCGUCGUGGAGGAGGGGGAGAUUAAGACCUGCGUCAUGAAGCUGGAAUUCAGAGACGCGUGUCAUUUGCUUUCCUGCACUGAAACGGUGACUUUGCCUUUGCAAACUUCACAGAGAAAAAAAAAAUAAAAGUAAUAAUCACUUUAAAAAGCUGGUCAAGUCUGUAAUUCUGAGACGACCACGCGCUGAUUUUUGUUUUUUGUGAAAAGGGUAAUAUUCUACUGGGGAAGAGCUGAAUGUUUUGCAAUGAAAGCUGAUGAAAGCGAUUCAUCCCGCGGAGCUAGUCUCCAGCUGAGCAGUACACAAAUCCGGAAAGGAAAGGGAGCUGCCUUCCUCUUUAUUCGAUUUCAGUUCAGCGUUUCUUUCUUUUUAUAAAGGGGUUGAUCGGAUUUUAAAUUGGGAACACCCUGUAUGAACUUUACAUCACGGGAAAUGGCAAUAAGACUCAUAUAAACUUUUCAGCGGACAAAAUCAAGUGAUAAAAAAGUGUCCUCUUCAGAGAUCCAUGUAAUUUAGGAAUGUUAAUGAUUUUUUUUGGUCUACACCUGAAUUAUACACAUAUAACAUGACGUACAGUAAUGGGUGCGUCACUGUAUAGGGCAGUAUUGGAAAGGGCUGGGACACUUGGCGAUCUGUGGCAGAGUUAGAGCCAUGGACACAUGACCAGACAGGAGAUUCAGCGCCGUCUGUAUUCGGGUCUUAAGUGUCUGUUUUCCUUUUUUUUUUCCUCCUGAGAAGUAAAGAGCAGUCAUUGUUGGAAAUUCACAAAGCCUUUAAAUAUGUUUUUACUAACCUCAAUUUGGAGACAUCUCCAAGAUAAACAUGUUUUAUGACCAUUUCAUCUUUUUAGUCAUCGACAGCUUCUAAAGUCUUAUUAUUGUUUCCUUUUGAGUGUUGCACAACAAAGACAACAAAAAAAGUAUUUGUGAAUUUUGGCUUUAUUGAAUUUUCCCUUUUAUGAGCCUUAUUAUCAGGUACAGAUACCCCAAAACUCUAUUUGAAGUACAACGUGCUCUCAAGCUUGACAUGAAACACAUCAACAUUAGAUAUAUCUUAAUUAUCCAGUUUUCAAAUACUAAGAAGCUCUUCCUUCUUCUAUGCAGUACCAAGUUGAGAUAAAAUAUAUAUUGAAGAAAACAAUUCAGUAAAAAGAUGGCCUUUGCUCUGAAGCCCAGUCUGCAGACAGCCUCUCUGACAUAAAAACAGAAGGCAAAUUCUGUGGAAGGAGAUAUAAGCAAUUUUGUUGUUUGAACCCUAAACAGACCGACAUCUGAUUACACAGCACAGCAGUGUUGUUGGUACUCUUAACUUCCUUGUUUUAUGCUUUUAAAAAUAACAUUUACUGCUGUGUGUCACAGGUUGUUUUUUGUUCUCCUUAUCAUCUCAAAUUACGGGAAAACCAAGCAGUUGAUUUUCAUAUGGGUUUUUAGUUUAGUGUGAAAUUGUGGCACUAAGUCUUAGUCUUGAGCAUGCAUUCAGUCUUGCAGUCCUUUCAAGAAGUGCCGCAUGUACAGCUGAAGCAGAAAUUAGGGAGGUUUAUUCUGAGGGGUCAACUGUUUGGAAAGUGCAACCAGUUACACUUAUCUUAUCCUUUUUUAUUUUGUUUUUAAAUAAGGCUUUCCUUUUAUUUCUGUUUCAAAAGAAAGUAAAGUUCCAGAUCUGUUAAAGGUAUUGUAAACAACAUCUUCUUCAGUUCCCCAGCAUUACAAAGUUGUAAAUUCUUCACCCUUAUAUCCACUUUGUUUAUUUUAGUAUUAUUACAUUUCUCUUUAUUGACUCCAUCUAUAUUUUACACCCUGCCGAAUGUUAUAUUUCCCACAGUCUCUGCUAUUACAGAAAUUUUGACUUGAAAUCAUUUUGCAAAGUGGGUAACAUAAAGACUGUUCCUUCAGUGUCCCAGUAUGGCUGACCAGGGAUGGAAUUAGUGGAGUUUUUUUUUUCAUUUUAUCUGACAGUGCAUUUCCCUAAUAAUAAGGCUGCGUGGCUCUUUUUCAAAAAACAUGAUUCAGUGUUCCACAGUUUGUGCAGUCAUUUCUAAAAGGAAGAGUUGUCUUUUGUAAUCACGCUGGAUUGAUUGAUUUAGCUAUACAGUCCUCGGAAGGAAAUGUACCUUUGAAGCAUGCAAUAUGGUAAUAAAACAAAAUCAAUGCCAGAACUGUAAGGAAAUAGACAUUUCACACCCAGUUUAUUCAGUUAUACAUUUUUAAAAGAACAGGAUGCAUGCUGACCCCAAACUAGGUUCCUAGUGUUGCCUACCAUUGCUCGUUAAUUAAGAGACCCUUGAGAUUUAGGUUGAAAAAAACAUAGAAACCAAAAACCACGGAAUUUGUGCGUCCAAAACCAAAAAAACAAAAAAAGAACCCUUCGUGAGAAAUUAAGAUUUCCUGAUUUUGCAUUUAUUUAUCAAAUAGGUUCCAAUCUCUGUGGGAGACUCUCACGAGAAAGGAAACAAUGUACUUCAAGGCCAUCACUGUUCAUAUGAAAGAUAAUAACAUAGAAAUAUCAAUUCCACUCCAGGUUUGUCAUAUGGGAUGAAUGAAUAGGCUACAAGUUGGCAUGAGAGAGACAGUUUAAACCAGCAGCACAAGCUGUUUUGUUAGGAAAUGACUAAUUUCAGAUGCUAUCUGAAGUGGAAAAGACAUAGCUUACAUUGAACGCAUGUUUCAUUUUGACUGAGGUAGUGUGCACAUAGGCUAAAGUGUAUGUUUUUUUUUAUUUCUUUUAGAAAACACAUGAUAAAUGACCUAUUUAAAAAUAACCCUGUCAAAAGAUGCAUCACGCAUUUCAGUGAAUGACUUAAUCCCAUACAUGUUUCUUAUUUUCCUCUGUAUGUGUAAAAGAUUUCAGUAGUUGGCUAGACUUCAGUAAACUCCUGAGACGUGGAGCUCCUUUAAGGAAUGGUGGCCAGUCCAUAUAGUAGAAGUAACAGCCAAAACUAAUAUCAGUGGUUCAAGCAAUGGAUGAUACAAACCACUAACAGUCAAAAAGAUUUGGAAUGUCUUGAAACCUGCUCUGAAACAGUCUCGGGGUAGGAAAGACAAGUGACGAGCUGGUCUGUAUUAAACUUGAGCUGUCCUGACACAUGAACAGGACCAUUGUGACAUAUGCCUAGGUCUUGUGCAGUAGCGUUAGGGGUUAUCUACUCCACAGGCUCAUAAGGACAAUUUGAGACAAUUCCCCUGCCCUGAGAAGUACUCCUUUUAUCAUUCUUAAAACAAUACGAUUCACACCAGCACCUUUACUUCAAGCAAUGUGUAUUCAUUAAAUGCAAUAAAUUAUAGAAUAAGAAAAAGUAUUUAAAUUAAAACCAAUGUGCUGAAAUUCACUAGAAAUCAGGCAAAAGAUGCUAAACUUCGAAGCAUCAAUGGCAGAGAGUGUGAAAUAGCACUCGUGUGCGGGAGGCGAAUCAUGCAUUGAGCUGUAUAUGAAGGUGAAUUUGCUGAGGUGGGUCUGGUCUUAAUAUGGCAGGCCUCUUUAUGGUGAUUUUAUUGUGCACCUUUUAAUUUCAUGGAGUUAAACUUCACAAGAGCCAUUUGUUUCGGUCAAAAGAGUUACCGAUUGGCUAGUUCAAGGAUUUCUGAGGCGUUUUCCUUCAGAAAAAUCCAAAAGUGCAAAUGAGAAGACAGUAUCCUGUGUUACAACACACCUUCCAAUGCUCUGCCCAGCAAACUUUUUGCACAGCUUCUUUGCUCAGGAACUAACCAAAAACUUGUUUGCUGAAUAGAAGUGUGGUAAGUGAAAUGCUUAAGAGUUAGUGUUAAGAUUAGGUGUGUGGUACUGUACAGGCUGUGGAUCAGAAUUAGCAUUUUGUUACUAACAUUCAAAUAAUCUACAGUAGAGUUUGGUUAUUAUCUCAUUUACUGUAUGUUACCCUAUUUCUACUUUAUUCAUAUAUUUCAUUUACAAAGCAAUUAUAAACAGCAUUUGCAACCUCUGAUUUUUGUUUUACUGAUUUACAAAUACCCCUUUCAUCCCUGAAGAGAGAGAUGUCUCCUCUUUUAUAAUCUACUUCAGGAGUCAGUGUGUACAGUAAGUGUGACUGGAAUUCAGUCUUGCUUUUAUUAGGAAACCUUAAAACUGGGGAUGGUGUAUGUGCCUAAAACAUCAACAUUAACUACUGUACCUUGAUAGUAAUUAAUAAUUAUUGUGAAGGUUUUAAAGGGCAGUCUUUUUUCGAGUUUAAACAGCUGCUGUUCAGUUUUGCUGCUGAGAGGACGACAGAGCAGGACCUCAAAUGUCUGCGAUUAUUUGUAAAAGAGGAGAAAGGUCAGGAAUUCACGAUGAUAGAGAAUGCAGGAAUAAUGGUGAAGAAGAAUGAAAAACAGCUAUUUCCCUUAUCCUCUCAAUACACAGUGUUUCCAUACUUCUGAGCUGUACCCUGUACAGAUUUAAUGAGACUAUGUAUAAAUUCCAAACACCUUUCUUUGUUUUAAUUUGACUGUAAUAUGAAGUGUUUAUUGCAGACAAUGGUCCGCCUAAUUUUCCUAUGUCUAUUUUCUGUUCCAUUCAAGAAAACCCCCACACUAUGGUUUUAAUAAAAUCUUUAUGAAAUAGCUAGGAGAUUCAGUGCUGCUCUUCAUAAGGGGGGAAAAAAAUAUCAUAUUUUUUUUCCUAAGCCGAUCAUAAUGGAAUUUAUGUGAACCAUUAUAAUGUGAAGGCCGAAGGCUAAAUACUUAUUAUUUUAGAAAUAAAGUCUAAAAUAGUUCAGUUGGAAACCUUGCUAAAGUUAUUGAAAAGCUGAUGCAACUAGUUUUCUAUAUGAAACUAUUGUACAUUUCAAAGGAAGCACUGUUCAUGCCAGAAACCAUACAUAAGAAUGUUCAAAGCCAUUAUUUCAGUCUGUGAUGUUUUUCCACCUUCUUUGCAAAUAUGCAACCCAUUCAAGUAUUUUUAUUUUUAUUUUUUAAACUAAAGUUCCCAUAAUGGUGUUCUUCGGUGUUAAGUUGAACAAAGCUAAUUUUUUCUUCAUUUUUCCUGAAACAUUUGAGGAAUUUGGCUAUGAAAGACUGGAUUUUCAGAUUGCUGUAUCAGUGAUACGUCCCACUUCCGAAUCUCAGUUUGCAGACUGCAAUACAGCUAGCUGUGAAGUAAAACAGUAGGAGCAGAGAGGCCAAGAAACUUUUGCUUUUGCAUUUUCCACAUCUUAAAAAUGUUUGUGUUCUUAAUGUGUAACUGUCACUUUGUGUAUGCUGCGUUACUUAUAUUCCAAAUGUCGAUUAGCUCCACUCUUGAUGCAAAUUUGCUUGGGGUCUCUCAGAAACAUUCUAAAUGAGAAUCUUAAGCUUGUAAACCUUUUCAAUCUAGAAAGCAGCAGGUAAUCCACUGCAAGUCUUAGUGCUUUGUUUUAAUUUUAGAAGUGUUUGAUAUACUGUAAAUGUAGGUGGUCAUUUCAGUAAAUUGUUCUUACAGCGCACAUUGGAAAUUGUCUUAAACUGUAGAUUUGUGAGCCCUUCCAGUCUUCAGUCUCUCAGCAAAGGGGCUGAUGGUUACUCUAUGACAUGUUUUGGCCCUGCUGGUAGAAAAUGAGAUGUUCUAGUCACAGUAGGAGAAGGAUUUUGGCUGAGAUAUGUUCUAAUAUUUCUUAUGAAUAUGGUAAGGGUAACGAGAUGGACAAAACAUAGUCAGAAUAUAGUGUGAUAUUCUGUCUGAGUUAGGUAUUAUAUUAAUCUUGCACACUGCUUUAGUGUAAAAUGCAAAAACAGCUGUAUGACUAACUGUAUGAUGAAUGCUGGUUAGUUCAUGAUGGUUUCUCUUCAGUGCUUUAUAGAAUGAGUUCAGAUACAGGGUGUUUCCAGGGAGACUGGUACUCUGCAUUACACUGUGGAUUAUCCCUGUACAAAAACGACUGUCAUCACUUAUUGUGAGACCAUUUGAGCUAACCAUAGUCUAACCAUGUUAUGACAUAACUGUUUCUGCACUAUAAUCUAAGGUGGCUAAUUUUGUACAUUCUUAAAAACCCUUUUCUGGAUACGUUUCAGUGAUUGUUGCUGAGUGACUGUGAGACACUCUUCAGGAAUACAAAAAGAUUUGUGUGUUCCUUAAAGGAAAAAGAAGCUAGACUCCUAGAAAAAUGUUAUCACUUUGGGUGGAGUUCCAUUGGUAACCUACCCUAUAGGGAAAUGGCCCUGUGAUAUUUCAUUCAUAUUAAUACAGAAUAUACUCAUUUAGUUCCGAAAAUUUCAGUCAAAUCUCUCACGUGACCUGCUUUUUAUAGUUAGCAAAAUAUGCUUCUCAUUUCUCUUGGUACAAAAUGACAUUUCUUUGUUAAUGGGUGUGGAAAGCAGUUUUUUGGAUACACGAAUGGGGUCUACCAGAAUGAAUUAAAACUGUCUGGGGAGAUGAUAUUUGUAUGCAUUGGUCCUCAGGUUAUUUCAGUGAUUUAGAUUAGGGAUGCCAAAUUUGAAAAAGGUCUGAUUGCUUUCUUGAAGGGUGAGUGGGGGCAGUGUUAACCCAGAAAAGCACAUUCCAAAAGCCUGUGUAAUUGUUUUCCUGUCAAACAUUUGGAGGGAUACUCUGCCCCUGUAUAAGAUGCAAUGAAUUCAGCUUUGAUUUGCUUAGUGAACAACAGUGAAACUUUGUUUCUCAGGUCACACACCUUCACUAAUUUAUUUAUAAAUGUAAAUAAGACUAAGAUGUUAUACAGGAGUGUACAUAAGAAUAGUGUGUUGUACAGAUAUAGUACCGAUCCUUGGGCAACAGAUACAUGCUGACAUGAAUGAAUAUUAACAGUCCCAGCCCUUUUUGGAACUGUCCUACAUCUCCACAAUAAAGAGUUGUUCAUAGGUAUGUGAAUCCUUCUAUUGUUUUCAAGGAAUAACAUGGUGUAUAUAUUAUGAACUAAUAUUGCAUAUAUUUAAUAAAACUUGUUUUUUUUGGGGCUG